AUGGGUAACAAUCCUACCAAAGAGAGUCGGUCAUACAAUGGCCAUGCCAUUCGACACUCCCGCGGCGACUCCAUUUCAACAGCAAGCUACGAGCACUACAGAAUAUCAGAAAGUCCUCAUGCCGCUGCCUCCUCUAGAACCCUUCGCGCCGGCCGACCCGAAUUUGCGUUACUUGGCCCUGAUAGAGACCAGCAAUUACAGGAACACCGCCGCGAAACUAGGCAAGAACGAGAGGCUAGAAAACGAGAGAAAGAAAAUGCGGCCAGGGUCAAAGAACGGGAGCGAAGUAUGAAGGAAGAACACGUUGAUGGUGGGUAUUUAGUGACACAGGGAGUCUACGUCGGCUCAGAGGACUUCAACAAGGCAGUAGUGAGGCAAUUAAUGAUUGAACGUCGCCUAGCUCCAUUUUGGAGAGGCUUAAACGAUUUUUCAGAUUCUUGGACUGAACACCAGCUAAUGGCGGCAGCCAGAGGAAUGCCUAUUCCGGCGCCGGAUGAAGUACCCCCUGAAUUAGAAUACAAGAUACCAUCUAAAUCAUCUGAGGAUCGAAUGCCAUCCGAGAAAAAUUUAAAUACCCUCAUGGUUCCAAUCUCAUCUAGGUCUCAGUCCUAUAAUUCGGAUACUUCAUCUGUGAAUCGCACUUUAUCGCCUCCACGAUCACCCGGUGCUUUAAGCCCCACGGGUUCUUUCUUCAGAAGUCGUGCCAAAACCCUCGCAUCCCUCACAACAUCGUCCAAAACAAACAUUGCCGACCCAGCAUCUCGAGAAACUCAACUACCUAAAGACCCCUUCAUCAAUGGGCAACCAAUUGAAGCAUACUUGUACAAAGAUGCCUCGGAAUGUCCAAUUUGUUUCCUUUACUACCCUCCAUACCUAAAUAAAACUAGAUGUUGUGAUCAGCCUAUCUGUUCUGAGUGCUUUGUACAAAUAAAACGCCCUGAUCCUCAUCCUCCAGAACAUCCUGAGUCUAAUAAUUCUGAAAACAAUGGACCCGACGUGUCUGAUACACAACUCGUUUCGGAGGCUGCUGCUUGUCCCUUUUGUGUUCAGCCUGAAUUUGGCGUUACGUACUUACCACCUCCUUUUCGCCGGGGACUGGCGUACGCCCCAAACUCCACUAUGCACCCGCUUGCAGACUCCUCACCCACAUCCUCUGUGUCUUCCUUAACUUCAGGGGGCCAACCUCCCACCUCUAGACGUCGUGCUACGUCGAUAUCUGCAGAUUCUCCUGGUGUUAUCACGACUGACAAAGUUCGUCCAGACUGGGCAACAAAACUCGCUGCUGCAAGAGCCCAAGCUGCCAGAAGAUCUGCAGCCGCUACAGCCCUUCAUACGGCUGCCUAUUUGAUGAAUACACCGGGGGGGCCACUUGAGCCGAGGAGACGCAGCAUGUUACGACGAGCAACUGGUCAAGACAGCCCUAAUAGCAGAACCGGCUCCCCACAUUUAAAUGCCUUGGCAUAUCUGGCUGAACGUCGAGCCUUGUCCGAGCGAGAACAUGGGUCGCCGGGCGAUAGUUCGACGAACCUAGCACCUCCUCGUGCCAGCUCUCGUCGCAGCAGAAUUGAUGAAUUGGAAGAAAUGAUGAUGAUGGAGGCCAUAAGGUUGAGUCUAGCAGCUGAAGAGGAACGUCGCAAAAAGGAAGAAAAAGAUGCCAAAAAGGAGGCGAAGAAACGAGAUAAAGAAGCCAAGAAAGCCGGGAAGCAAGCCAGAAAAAGCGUUCUUUAUAGUGCUAAUGCUAGUUCUGUUGCUAUGAAUACGUCCUCCAACAACAUUCAGUCUGGAGUAGCGGAUACGGCAAACCAGGAGCCCGACACCUCCACCUGUAAAGGCAAAGGUGUCGAUCGCUCCGAACCCGAUGCUAGUGUUAUAAUGGCAAGCAGUUGUUUGGAAAAAGACCCGAAAUUAAGUCCGAAAGUGUCAGACAGUGAACGUCUUGGUGUUUUGGCAGAGAAUUCGUGUAAACAAACGCAACUUCGCCAUGUCUCAAGUGCCUCUUCCUCGAGAUCCUCUCUCGUUGAGUCUGUAUUCGGAGAAUCGCUAGGAUCUAGCACUCCUCCGAAUGGACCCAACGCAAAUCUCGGUCCGAUACAUGGGUUUCGAAGCCUAGCUGCUAUGAUUGGCGAUGCCACGUCCAGUGAUUUGCUCGACACUAAAUCUCCUGAUCACGAGAAUGCGCUAGAACAAACUGAUGCUGAACCACAAGAGCCGCGACAUUGUUCGAAAGCGAACGAGCUUGGGCAAAUUGCCCUUUUGUCGCCAUCGCCUGUAUCCGAACAGAAAGGUACCCUAGGCAAGGAAGCACGCUCGUCUGCAUCAGAAAUACCUCCAGAACCAACUCCGAGCACAUCGAGCCCAUAG
Messenger RNA from Ophidiomyces ophidiicola, 2361 nucleotides. RefSeq names its product SNF1-interacting protein (gene SIP5). The coding region runs from base 1 to 2361 and encodes 786 amino acids. The transcript has 2 exons. Gene Ontology annotation, cellular component: cytoplasm. The record is from RefSeq and is a predicted model, not a curated record. NCBI's taxonomy places the organism in Eukaryota, Fungi, Ascomycota, Eurotiomycetes, Onygenales, Onygenaceae.